Fonticula alba is the source of this 1307-nucleotide messenger RNA. RefSeq names its product ubiquitin-conjugating enzyme E2 J1. The transcript has 4 exons. The coding region runs from base 48 to 1226 and encodes 392 amino acids. The record is from RefSeq and is a predicted model, not a curated record. NCBI's taxonomy places the organism in Eukaryota, Rotosphaerida, Fonticulaceae.
CCGCCCUCUCCUCCCUCCGCUGGAUCUCCCCGCCGAUCGGUCCCACAAUGCGUCCUGACUCCGGCUCCCCGUCUCCAGUAAUACGCCGUCUGCUGCAGGAGAUCAGCCAACUCCGGCGCGAUCCGCCACAUGGAUUUGUCUGUGCGCCGGUCAAUGACGGGCAAAAUCUCCUGGACUGGCACUUUACCCUGCGCGGCCCGGUCGACUCGCCAUACGCCGGGGGCCUGUAUCACGGGCGGAUCCUCCUCCCGCCCCAGUACCCGAUGGAGCCACCGAGCAUCAUCUUCCUGACACCCUCCGGCCGCUUCGAGGUCAACACCAAAAUUUGCCUGAGUGUCACCACGCACCACCGGGAGGAUUGGCAACCUGCCUGGGACAUUCGCACGGUGUGUUUGAGCAUGAUGAGCCAUAUGUUGUCCCCGAGUGAGGGGGCCAUCGGGGCACUUGAGGUGUCUGCCGAGGAGCGAAAGCUCUUGGCCAUCAAGUCGCAUGACUUUGUAUGCAAGGAGUGCGGUCGCAUUGGCGACCUGGACAUCCCCCAUGCCUUGCCCAGCGCUCCGGCCCCCGAUGCCGGCACCAGCACCGACCCCGACGUCGGCACCCCCACCACCGCUGCCGAAGCCCCGAUCGAGAUCUCGGCCAUGGCCGACAGUGCCAGCACGAGCAUCGUCAACUCGCCGACGGUCAUCCUCGACGAGAGCACGGAUCAACUGGAGUCCGGGUCACCGGCCACGGUGGCCGAGGCACCGUCGCUCCCGGCCGAGUCUCCGACAUCAUUGGCCAAGCAAGGUCGCGAGACCCCUUCGCUGUCGGGCGAGGCCAUGGAGCCGGGCAAUGCUGCCUCCCCGGUGGAGGGCGCCGCCCCGGCCGAGGCUGCCGCACAGAGGGCCUCGGCCGGAUCGGCCGCCUCCACGGUUCGAAGCAUCCCUACCGCGCCCGAUGUUGGGGGUGCCACCACGCGGCCAGCCCCCGGCCUCCAGGAUGACGCGCGGACAGAGGAGGGGCCUUCCUCGCCAGAAGGGUCUGCCCCGGAAGUCGACCGCUCGGCCGGGCCUGCUGAGCGUCUCGACGUCAAGAGCCUCGGCCAGAAGUCGGCCAGCCGGACAAGCUCCGUCUCUCAGCUUGAUCGGAUUCUCAUUGUCCUCACCGGGCUGUUUGUCCUGCUGAUUGCGCGCCGGCUGUUCCUCAGUUCCGAGCCGGACGCUGCCGUCGCGACUGCCCUGUAGAGCAUGGCUGUGAAGGAAAAAAAUGCAAGCAACCAAAAAGCACGCCAUCUCGGAGUGCCUCUCUCUCUCUCUCUCCCCCUC